UUUCUACACUUAGAUCCUGCGAAGAACUAGAGGCAAAAACCAAUCUUGUUUAAAUUUUAGGAUAGUGAAAAAGAAUGAACCUUAAAAAGACAAAUCUACAGCGGUGAUACCGCUACGGAGAUUUUACAGCACUCAUUCCACUCUUCAGCCUCUGCAUAAUAUAAUACAUCAUAGUGCAUUAAGCAGUCGAAGUGCAACAUGCUAGCUGCAAAAAACUAUUAAAACGGCAUCACUGAUCUGUAGUUUAUACGUUUAACCUUUUACGAAUACCUGAAUAUUCGUUACAUCUUAAAUUUGAUCAUUAUUCAUAAUUUUCAUUACUUGCAAAAGUACUUGGAGUAUUAUUACAAAGCUGGAGUUAAUAGAAGAGCAAAAUGUCGGAUGACAUAAAGAUUCUGUUAAAAGAAGCGCGGGAGUCUUUCAAGCAAAAUGAAUAUCUGGAAGUUAUGAAGAAAUGCAAGAAGGUUUUGAAAAAAGACAAAAACAACUAUGCAGCAUUAGUUUUGCUGGCUCGUUCUAUGCAAGAGGUGGAAGAAUUUAAAUUACAGGUGCCCUUAGUCCUGCAAAAGGCUGUGGAGGUGCAACCAAAUAACCCAUUGGCCUGGCAGGGUUUAGUAGCACACUACGAAAAGACUACUCCACAAGAUCAUGACAACUGGGAAAAAUUGGCUUUAGCUUAUUGUAAACUGAUACAGUUGGAUAGUAACUCUCCUAAGUUUACACAUUUUGUAAAUAAAAUUUCUGAGAUUAUCUUGCGUAUCAAGAAUGAUGACAUAUUGUCUGAAGCAUUGAGUACAUUUAGUGCUUUACGAGAGAUUUCUACUAAAGAGAGGAUAAACUUGAUUAAUAAGACCCUAGUGUGGGUUUUAUCAGAGUAUCCUAAUAACAAAAUAAACAAGCAUCAGGAACUUUAUGAAAAUGUGUUAGCAUCUGUAAUAAAAGAUGUAGAUCUAGUGAAUAGACAAGAGUAUUACAGAAAAUAUUUAAAGAUGCUGUAUGAGUCAAAUAAAAUUACAGAAUUAUUAACAGCUGCUCAAGAGAUGCAUAUUCAAUUUCUACAAGAUGCUUGUCCUCUAGAAUGGUUAUGCCAUAUCUAUUAUGAGGAAGUUGCAUUGUGUGAAAACAAGCUUGAACUUGAUAUAACUCAGUUUUAUGAAUCACUUUUAAAGCUGAAAUCAAAUUCCGAAGCUGCACUCAUUGCAAAGGCAGCAUAUUUGAAAAGAACGGGCGAGUUGAUUGACUCGCGUGAUUGUUUGAAACAAGUAGUCUUAUUAAAUGCACAAUCGCUUUAUGCUUGGUUAAUAUUGAGCCAGAUAUAUUAUAAACUUUACUGUUGGGAAGAAACCGAAAAUGCUUCUAGAAAAGCAUUGCAAUUAAUAAAAUCCUGUUUAAAGGACAAAUUUCAACACAAACUGAAAUUGAGGUUGCUUGAAGCAACAAGUAGAAGUAGUAAUGAACAAAAACUAGUAGAAGCGCAUCAAAUGUGCCAAGAGUUGUUAAAUAUCGAGCCUUCCGUGCAAUUGCAAGUGAUAUAUGCACGCACACAUAUAUUAUUAGAGAAAUCUGAUGUCACUGCCAUAUUAAAUAACUUGGAAUCUCAAAACGAAACUAAACUUCAAGCCUUUAUUCUUAAAGCGUUGCACCUAAAGAAGCACGAACGGUAUGAAGAAGCUAUUAACGCUCUCGAACUAGCUUUAGAAAAUUCUGAAGCCUGGUUACUAUUUGGUAAAAUAUAUUGGGAUAUGGGAGAUUACAAUCACAGUCUGAUGGCAUUCCUGAACGGCGUUCAAGCAGAUCGCAAUAAUUGGGAAUGCAUGGUAUACUUAGGACAUUACUAUCGCAAACAUGGCAACGACAUAGAACGUUCAAGAAGAUGUUACCAAGCCGCAUUGCAAAUUAAUCCGAAUUCCGAGGAAGCUGGUAUUGGAUUAAGCACAGCUUAUCGUCUUCUCAAGAAUACUGAUGCCAAUAUACAAUUAUUACAAAGGGUAACUAUGCAAGAUACUAGACCGAGAUGGGCCUGGCUCCAAUUAGGCUUGCACUACUUGGAUCAAGGUGACGCCGGACAAGCUAUCACGGCAUUACAGCAUGUGAUCAGAGCUGAUCCUAAUGACAAUCACAGCUGGGAAUCUCUGGCAGAUGCAUAUUUGGCACGUGGCGCUCAUACGUCAGCACUGAAAUCGUAUCAACGCGCAUUACAGUUGAGCCCAGGAUCCCUGUAUCCCUUGAUACAACUCGCAAACAUUAAACUGCUUAUUGGUCAACAUAAAGAAGCUAAGGAAGAUUUUGAGAGUAUAUUACAGAAUGAUAAACAGCAUAUUCUCGCAUUAAAAGGUCUAGCACAAGCAUGUUUAGGCCUGGCAAGAGAAAAUAUCGCAAAACAUUUUUUAUGUCGCGCAAGGGAAAAUCUACAACAAGCGGUAGACGGUCUAGUAGAUGCUAUUAUGAUACGCAGUGAUCUACUUUGCAAUUGGAAAUUGCUUGGCGACGUAUGCUAUAGGACAGUCACGAUACCAGAAACAUAUUGCUAUUUAAGAGUUAAAUCUGUUUUAAUAAAGUCCGACAGUGCCGAGACAUACUUAAAUAUUAAAGGAGAUGAAAUACUCAUGUUAUCAAUAAGAUGUUUUUGCCGAGCACUAUCCAUGCAAAAUUCUGCAUUGUUAUGGCAUGAUUUAGCGUGUUGUUAUUCGAUGCAACUAAAUCGCGGUUCUACAGUCAAUAAAAACGAUGUGGCGGUUAAGUGUUAUGCGGCUGCAAAACAUGCCGUUAAACUUUGUCCACAAUCAUGGCUACAUUGGAAUCUUUUGGGUGUUAUUUGUAUGUCAAUAUAUAUAAAAAAUUAUGCUCUGGCUCAACAUUGUUUCGUUAUGGCGAUCGAUAGAGAGUUAAACAAUGCGGUAGCUUGGACCAAUCUGGGAACAUUAUAUUUGCAUCUAGGUGAUAUUUACAAAGCGAACGAAGCGUUUUCCCGAGCGCAACGUGCGGAUCCUAGUUAUGUAAAUAGCUGGGUUGGACAAGGAUUAAUCGCGGAAAAGACUCUGAGGAAAGAAGCGAUGGAUCUGUUCCGACAUUCAACACAAUUGGGUUAUCACAAUCAAGCGGCUUUAGGCUAUGCUCAUUGGGUACUUACUACUCUCUUGAAUCCCACAAUGAAGAAAGAUCCACUGUUGGUUUAUGUUAUUGAGAAUAUGCACGCGAUACCUGCAGCAGCCGACGUUCUUACUUGGUAUACAGAACGUGAGCCGUACGACAUUUACGCCCUAAAUACUCAUGGUUUAUUAUUGGAACGACUGAAAUUGUACAACACGGCGGCUAAACAAUUUGCAACGGCUUUAAAAUUAAGCGAGGAUGAAGAAAGGGAUAUGAUAUCUAUUAAUUUAGCGCGUAUUUUAAUUCAAAUCGGAAAAUAUGAAGAAGCGGUAACAUUAUGCAAACAAGUAAAAUGUGCAAAUUUUAAUUCUCAGUGCCAUCUUGCAUUAUCCUUAUUUAAAGCCAAACAGUAUGAAGAAUCAUACAAUGCAUACGAAUCAGCUUUACAUUGGCUAGCAGACACUGGUGCGGAUAAAGCUAAUAUCUUGUGUGCGAUGGGCGCAAUUGCUUACAUGUUUCAAGGGGUAGAUGCUGUCAAGACCCUACUAUUCCAAUGUAUACAAAUAGAACCGCCUACCAUAACUGGUUUCUUAGCGACCGCUGCAUUAGGUAUUUUACAUAAUGACGUUAAUUUGACUUCUUUGGUAUUGAACGAAUUGAAAUCGUAUGAAAAUCAUCAUGAAUACGGUUAUCAUAUCGUCAUGCUGUCAGUAUAUCAUCAAAUUAUUCAAGGAGAUUUUACUCAAGCUAUUCGAACACUCGUCAAAGCUAUUUUUAGGCACCCUAACGACGUUAGAUAUUGGAUACGUCUUGUUAGAGUCUUAUUAUUGGACAACAAUCUAGAUAUGUUUCGUAAAUGUGCUCUAACAGCAUUGACGCUAAGCAGAAAUACGUCUAUGACUGAUAUUGUACAUGUUGCUUGUGCAUCAGCAUACAGUCACUUCGGCACGAAAGAGGGUCUCAGACAAGCCCAGAAAAAUCUAUUUACGCAUCCCAGCAAUGUUGAAAGCUGGGCUAAUUUUGUUGCAGCUCUUUUAUUCAGAGGUAUAGAAAAAGAUUGCACUCCAAUUAAUAGUCGAUGGGUACUGUCAUUAAUAUCAGUAAUGAGAUCGCAAUUUCAAAUUUCCGAGAAUAUGUCACAAUGGUUACUAAGUAACGAAAAAGAACUUGGUAAUCUCUAA
Messenger RNA from Monomorium pharaonis (pharaoh ant), 4271 nucleotides. RefSeq names its product tetratricopeptide repeat protein 37. The record is from RefSeq and is a predicted model, not a curated record. Bases 375 to 4271 code for a protein of 1298 amino acids. NCBI's taxonomy places the organism in Eukaryota, Metazoa, Arthropoda, Insecta, Hymenoptera, Formicidae. The transcript has 14 exons. Gene Ontology annotation, cellular component: Ski complex. Gene Ontology annotation, molecular function: protein binding.